Molecule: messenger RNA, 753 nt
Organism: Naegleria gruberi
Lineage: Eukaryota; Heterolobosea; Eutetramitea; Acrasida; Naegleriidae
Exons: 1
Coding region: 1-702 (233 amino acids)
Source: RefSeq, a predicted model, not a curated record
AUGACUGAAGAAACAAAUCAAAACAAUACAUCAUCAUCAACCUUGACGGAAGAAGCCCAACCAGGAAGACGAAAAUUUAUCAGAAAAACCACUGUGGAAGAGGAAGAAAAUAAGAAUGAAACAGAUCCAGAACUCUUACGUCAAUUGAAAACAAUACAAGAAAGAAUAAAAAUUUUGGCAAAAAGGGAUGAUCCAAACCAAGACAAGGCACUUCGUGAAAGUGUUCCUGGAUAUUCUGAACAAAUCACAUUGUUUGAAAAUUUAAAGGAAAAGAAAUUAUUACUUGCUCUCAGAUACAAGGAGAUGCAAAUGAAAAACAUUGAAGAAAUAUAUAGUAGUGAUAUUCAACAAGCCAAAUCAGAUUUUGAAAAUGAUAUUAACAAUUAUAAUGAAAAUUUGUUAAUUCAAACUCAAAAGGAAGAGAAACGGUUGAAUGAUUUGAUUCAAUUUGGUACAGUUAGAAGAGAGAAUGAACCAACUCAAACCGAAGAUGAUAAAAAACCUGGAAGAAAACUCACAAGAAAUAGAAGAAGUGGAGCCAACAAUAGCUCUUAUGGAAAUGGUGAAAAAUGGUCCAAUGUCAUUAACAUGUCCUAUGAGACUUACAGUAAGAAAAAGAGAAUACCUUGCUCUGUGGAAGGCAUGAAUUUCGGCCUAAGCUCUGAAGAAAUAGGACAAGAUUUGAAGAGGAUCAAGUUGUAAUUGACACCUAUCACAAACUUGUAUUUUAAUACACAAAACUAAUUAUUAUUU